Molecule: messenger RNA, 3098 nt
Organism: Cuscuta epithymum
Lineage: Eukaryota; Viridiplantae; Streptophyta; Magnoliopsida; Solanales; Convolvulaceae
Source: the annotation of a GenBank genome assembly
UUGACAAUUUGCAAGAUUUUCCCCUACUUUAAUGUAAUACAGUGUUUGUCAAUUAAUUUCAUCAAUGAAAAUACUUGGACUGUUUUGCUUGAAUUGAAACGAUGGUCCCAGCAACUUAAAGUAGAAUACACAACUGUGUGGUUGCUUGAAUAUCACAUGGGAAUACUUGUGUAAGGUUGGUUUCUUGUUUUGUCAGCUUGCCUUAUCAAAAGUGUUUUUUCCUGUUGACAUAUGAUCAACACCAAGUUUAGUAGGAUCCACAAGUCUAUGUUAGGCUGUUGAAUGUGGACAUAUGGUCAUGAGCUAUUGAGUAUUGAGCUGAUUUGUUAGCAUCUUUUUUCAAUUUCCACUUAUUGUUAUCUCCACUUGCAAUUGGAAUAUGCAUUUAUAAAGUUACUUAUGCUAUACUCCCUCCGUUCUUUAAUAUUAGUUCUCUUAGGCUUUGGCACGGGUUUUAAGAAGAAAGUAGUAGGGGUAGUGUAAAAGGUGUAAUGAGUAGUGGAUAAAUAAAAAAGUAGGAAAGAGAAAGGGGUAAUGGUAAUAAAAGUUGGGGUAUAAAGGUAUAUUUUGAGUAAAAACUUUCCUUAAAUGGAAAGGAGGACAGAUAAAAAAAACAUCCCAAAAAGGAAAGAAGGACUAAUAAAAAAGAACGGAGGUAGUAUUUCAUCUCUACGUUUAGUGGUUUUGUGAUUUUUUCUAUGAGCAUAGGCCUCCCGGAUAACUAAAAUGCAUAAUUGAGAAAUCACUGGCUUGACUACUUUUUAGAACUGCUAGAAUCUUACAUUUUAGCACAUGUUAUGAAAUGCUAGGGAUUUUUUUUUGGAUUUGGUUGAAACGGAGAUAUCUAUUGUCAAUUAUAGCAUUUCUUAAUCUGCAACAAAGUUACCUCAUCUAUUUUAUUAUACAUGGUAUAAGUAUCAUGACUUUUUUGGUAUAAAGCUCACCUACUUUUGUUCCCCACAAAAAAGGAGUAGUUGUAUAAUGCCUUGUGAGGACUGAGGCAUGGCUUCUGAGGUCACAUUGGGUGUGUGUCAAAACCACAAUGGUUGUUAUAGAACGAUGGUUGUGGACCCACGUGAAAUUCAUGCUGGUCCAUGCAAUAAACCAAUGUGAGUUUGACACUGUGGCAUUGGCAUGUGCUAAAAUAUCGCAGUAUAUGAUCUCUUCAAGUUUAAAUAUCAGUAACUUCUAAUCCCCUACCUGUAGUUGGUCAAUUUGGUAAAAUUAACUUUGGUCCAUUUGGCAUAAUCCCAAAACAGUUUCUAAAGGGUCUUAAACAAUUGGAUCCUCUUUUCCUGGAUGGCAUCAAUUCUACUUCUCUAUAUGUAGCAGAUGGUCUGCUCUUUCUUUUUUGCAAUGUCUUAACCCACAUAGAAUUAUAGCCUUACCAACAAAUUUGCACGAUAUAUUGUAUUUCCUAAUUCUUGAUUUUGUUACUAAUUCCAUAGAAACAAGUGAUGGGAGAAGAAGCGUCAACAGAUGAUAAUAGCAGAAGCAGUUUCAGUUUCGCCCUCCAUUUCUUCAGGGGGAGAUGGUUCUCACUCUUUGCCUCAUUCCUGAUUAUGGCCGGGGCGGGAGCUACAUAUUUAUUUGGUGUGUAUUCUCAGGAGAUAAAGGCCUCUUUGGGGUAUGACCAAACCACCCUCAACCUCCUAGGCUUUUUCAAGGACGUUGGGGCCAACGUUGGAGUGCUCUCCGGCCUUCUUGCCGAGGUUUCCCCGACAUGGUUUGUUUUAUUAGUCGGUUCCGCCAUGAACUUCGCCGGCUACUUUGUUAUAUGGUUGGCAGUAACAGGGAAGAUUCCAAAGCCGACUGUCUGGCAGAUGUGUUUGUACAUUUGCAUAGGAGCUAAUUCUCAGAACUUCGCCAACACUGGGGCUCUGGUGACUUCUGUAAGGAACUUUCCUGAGUCUCGUGGGGCUAUGAUAGGUCUCCUGAAAGGUUUCACCGGGCUAAGUGGGGCCAUCAUGACUCAGCUCUACCUUGCUGUUUACGGGAGUGACUCCAAGUCUCUCAUCCUACUUAUUGCCUGGCUUCCGGCUGCAUUGUCAGUGGUGUUCGUGUACACGAUUCGGGAGAUUAAGGUUGUUAGGGACAAGAGAGAGCUCAGUAUGUUCUACCUAUGCCUACUUUCAUCCAUUGUCUUAGCGUUGUUUAUAAUGGUGAUGACAAUCCUCCAAAAGGUGGUUUUGUUUUCAGGGGCAGCUUAUGAUGUCAGCGCCGCUGUUUCUUGCAUUUUGCUAUUUUCUCUGAUGGAAAAACUAAUCAUCAUAUAUAACCAAGAUCAAAUAACAUCACACAAAUAAUCAUAAUUGUAAAUUUAUGGAGACUUACUUGGAGAGUAUCCAAUGUUCAUUUGAGAGACUUUGGAAGAAGAAGAUGCCAUUACUUUAAGGAAAUGGAUGUGUAAUCCCUUUUAGGACAAAUAAUAGAUGGAGUAUUUUAGAGAGUUGUGAUAUUCCCUCCUCUUGAUGGUGUUGGUACGUGUGUUUCAUGAGGGAAGGGGAGGAGUAGUUAUAUAUUGAAAAUAAUCAAUAGUCACAACCUUUCAUUUAUUGUCCUAAAGGGUGUUACCACAAUGGUACCCCUUAAGUAUUAUUUCCAUCAAAUAAUACACACACAUAUAUAAUACAUAAUUAUAUAUAUAAUACAUAAAUAUAGAACACAUAUUAAUAUUGGUCCUUAGGCCAUAUUAAUUGGAAAUAAUCCAACAUUCUCCCACUUGGCCUAGUGACCAAUAAUUGCUAAUUAGUUGGCCAAGCAUGUGUUCUAAAUACCCAAUAUCUAUACUAUAAUAGAGAAGUACAGCCACUCACAUCUAUUUAGAUACGGGACCCCCACUAAUCAUACUAUAGCACAUGUAUUAGGACAUUAAGGUCAUUAAACAUAAAUGAUCAAAUGUAAUGUGGUAAUCAAUAUUAAUUUGUCCAUGAUACCAAAGUUAGUGCGCACGGUAUACAUAUAAUAGACAAUUAAGAAUUCAAGUAUUUAUUUAUAUACAUGAAUUGUUCAUAAGAGCACUAUGCCAAUUAAGUGAGGUCUCGACUAAAACCCAUUUUCAUCACAUGUUCUUGAAAAAUCUUGGGUGGUAGACCUUU